AAAACGCGUGGUGGUGAAAUAAGUCAAGGAAAAACGGGAAAAAUACAGGCGUUGCGGGCCGUUUCUUUGCGUAUCAUGCUCGAAGGGAGCAGCUUUUCCAACAUGCGCCACGCAUUUUUUGGGUGUUAAAUGCUCGUGUAUCUGUCGGUUUUUGCGCGCUUAGCUCUGCGGCGGCAUUAAUACACAUAGACACACACAAACACACACACACACACAUUGUCAUAUACAGGACGAAAUCCAGCCAGGAUAUACAUAUGUGUGUGAGACGCCGCUCCGUUAGUUUUGCGCGCGUGUUGGUCUACCCGCUUUCAGUGUGCAAAUCGUUUAAUUUAUGAGCAAAAUAUAUAUUUUUAUACGCAUUUCUCGUGCAUUCCCGUUUCGUUUUCGUAUUCGGUUCGUUUCGUUUUCGAUUUCUCGUUAAUUUGCCGUUCGCCUUUCGAGCCAAAUUCGUACUUCUGAAUAGCGGCAGGAGCAGCAACAACAAGGAGUUCCAAGUUUCACCUUUCACACACAUACACAUACAGAGACACUCAAACACACACAAACACACAGAGACACAUUCGAGGCCACAGGAUGUCUUUUUGUGUAUCCUAGAGUUAUUUUGAAAGCAGCGCGUGUAGCACAGAAGGAAGGAAUAAAAAAAAAAAAAAAUACAGCAGGAGUUGGUGCAUGCGAGAGAAGCGAAGGAUUCUAUUUAACUCGGAAAAAGUUUCACCGCCUUGGACUUUUUAUGGCUCUUCUUUCGGCCUCCACUCCUUGGCCUUAAUCAACUUUGUUGGACUGCAGCUAAAUUGGCCAAAUUCCAUAAUUGGCUAAAAAUAAAAAAUGAGCAGGAAAAAGUUUCAUGAAAACAAGUUUGAAAGGACUAUACAAAUUUGAGUGUUUUUUAAAGUAUUAAAUUUCAAAGAAAUAUUUUAAUAUAUUUAAACAAUUCCCAAACAAAUUGUGAAAGCUAAAAGCAGGAAAUUUUUUCCAGUUAAAACAAAGAAAAAACCAAUUCUAUGUUUCUUAUGUUUAAAAUAAAAAAAAAAACCCACUUAGGAAUUUCAUCACAUGAUAGUAUUUCAGCACUAUAAGUAUCUCUGCAUUCCUACGAACUUUAAGAGCUUUGGAAUUUUCAUUAUAACGUCUAGAGAUUUCGGCAUAUUUCACCAUUAUUUUAACUUCUUAGACAAGAAAAAUAUUUGAUUAUUUUGCUUUCUGUGAAAGGCAAUCUCGACUAACUAUUUCAUUUUUCUUUCGUCCACUUCAAAUGUUGUCCUUAAAAGUUUUCGCAAAACUCCCAGAGAAAUUGCAAUCCUUAAACUUUUGAUUGCAUACUUUUAGCAGCAGACCGGCAGUAAAAAAAUAUCCAGAUAUUGAUUACAUGAUUUAACCUCUUGAACGUGCAACAUAAAGAAUAAUUUAUUUCUGUCAGCAAGAGAGGGUUUUUUCUAGCGCAAAUCAGGAUAUUUAUGAUUUUUUUUUUCAAAGAAAAGCAUUGUGUGCUUGCAAAAUGUAUAGUGAAAAGAUGAGACAAAGUGCACUAUGUUGAUUAAUAGAUGUGUAAAAGGAGAUUUAAUAUUUAUUAUUUUAAAAUCUUAAUAAAGUUUUCCUGAUUCAACUGACGUCGGCUGGCUAACUACUCGCUAUCUGCAAAAUAUAAGCAAAUUUCAAUUUAAACAAAAUCAAUACCGAAAAUCAACAAACGAAGAUAUCAAAAGAGUGUGGCGCAUAAUUUAAUUUACCAGCGAACAACUACUACCAAGGAAAACGGUCUGCAUAAAUAUAAAUCCCGCGAUAAACCCGCGCCAAAUCCGACUGCAACCAACCAAAAUACAAGCGAUACAAAGUCAACAACAAUUUUUGGAAUUAAUUUUAUUUGAUGCGCGCGCUCAUAAAAAUUUACAUAGAAAACGGCAUAAAAUAAAUACACCCGGCCAGCGAGAACGCGAGCGACAAGAGUGAAUUGGUUAACCAUGGAAAAGGCGUAACUGGCAACUGCUGACCCAGGCCCUAUAACUUUAGAUGAGCGCGCCACUGUGCCACAAUUUCGGUUUACACCUGUCGAAGCUGCCACUCCCACGAGAAACUUUUUCUACCGCAACAAGAAUAACAAAAACCACAACAAGAAAAACAAAUACAAAUACAAAAACAAAAAUCAAAACAAAAACAAAACGAGCAACAACAUCAGUGAUAUGGAACUGUGCAUAGCAACAAAGUCAAAAACGGAAAUCGCUCAGAGUUCAAUGCAGCAAAGCAACUACUAUCAAAAGAAAUGCCACCAAAAUCAAACAAAUACUCAAGUACAGAGCACUCAGCAAAGCAAUUGCAGCAGCCACAGAGAUCGAGACCACCUGACAAAGCAGCAACAAAACCAACGAACAAAUAGUGCAACAGCAACAUCAUCAAAUUUUAAGAGCAACAUCAGCAGCAAGAACAUCAGCAGCAGCAACAUCAGCAGCAGCAGCAACAUAAUCAGCAGUAGCAACAUUAAUAGAAAAGCCAGCAAAAACAGCAGAAAACCCAGUAGGAGCACACAAUUAAACACACUCUAUUCACUGCUGGUGCUUUUGAUAGUCGGCCUUGCCACCGUCAGCGCCUCCCCCAGCCUGCCACAUCCCUCCCCCUUUUCCCUUUCACGCGAGAGCAGGCGCGAUGCUCUUUUGGCCUACUACAAGCGCGCUCACCUGCAACCAAGUAGCGAUGCCUCCGGCGACGCCUCCCUGGGGCACAAGUACCAGUACCAGCACCAGUACGAGAACGAGAAUCAGUAUCACCUGCACCACGAUGCAACCGGCCUUGACUUUGACGAGCUAACGCCCACCGUCAGCGUUGUGUCCGUCCUCAGUCGGGCGGAGCGUUUUCGAUUGCGUAAGCGGAGUGCCACCCCCACAACGCCAGCAACUGUGGCGGCCACGGCGGCAACAUCGCCCGUUGCCGCUGCAACAUCGCCACCUGCCGCAGCAGCACCAUCCAGUGAAGCCAAAAAAACGGAGGAGAAGUGCGAGCCCAAAGUAUUGGAAGCGCUACCCGAUGAGCCGUUUUACGACUACACAGACAUCGCCGAGGAUGCCGCACGCCAGUUCAUUGAAUUUUUAUCGAGUAAAUUCCCAAAUGCCAACACGCCGAUUACCAUCGAUGAGCCGACACGUGCGGAGGUGAGUCGCCGGGCGAAUGGCAUCGCCAGCUAUGCCCUCAACGAGGACGACAAUCUCCUGGCAUUCGCCAUCGCGGCGCCCAGCAUUCACACGGUGGUCGUUAAAUUCAGGGAUAACGUUACGAUACCACCGGAUCAGGUGCACAACAAGGCAUAUUUGGGUUCCUACUGGCGGGAGUUGGGUGCGGCCUGGAACAGCACGGACGGCACUCAGGAGUGGGGGGCACCGUUUCGCGACUGCAACCUGUUGACGCGCCGCUGGCUCUGGCCAUUUCGCAUAUCCUUCAGCGAGCACAGGAUAAAAGUUGUGGCGGCUGCCUUUAUUGCCGCCGACGAGGAUGUGUGCAACGAUGGCCUGGAGGAAGUUUUCGGUCGUCGUCAUGGUUGCGAUCGGAAUACGACUUUCUGCCUGCUCACCGAGAACAAACCCGCCGCCACCAGGGAUGUGUACACCUGUUUGUGCCGCGAAUCCUAUUACCUGCCCAACUCCACGCUCCAGGGAUUCCGAGGCGAUCGCGUAGAGCUGUCCGAGGGAUACGACAACUACUCCUGCAUCCCGUGUCCCGGCGGAUGCUCAAACUGCGACAACAACGGCGUCUGCCUCACCUUCCAGGAGGAGGAGGUGCUCAACGUGGACGCCUGCCUGCGCCUUCUGGUGGCCAUCGUCCUAGGCGCCUGCAUCCUGUGCUGUGUCGUCCUCGGGGUGAUUGUCUUCCGGCAGAGAAAGUGCAAGGCCAUUGCCUCGGGCAUGUGGACAGUGCUGGAAACGAUACUGCUGGGCAUUGUUUUACUUUAUGCAUCCGUUGCCGUCCAUUUCUUUCCCGCCUCCACCGAGCGAUGUCUGCUGGAGCCGUGGCUCCGCGAACUGGGCUUCAUCACCUGCUACGGGGCCAUCAUCCUGAAGCUGUACCGCCAUUUGGUGGACUUUCGCACCCGCAAGGCGCAUCGCUGGGUGCUGCGCGACGUGGAUCUGCUCAAGUACCUGGGCACCAUGGUCUUCGCCGUCAUCUGCUACAUGGCUGCCUUCACGGCCUCGUCGCUGGACCUCCUGGAAAGCGCCCAGCUGGAGAGUCUCAGGGAAGCGGACACGAACACCUGCCACCCGCUCAAAUGGGAGCUGGUCACGCAGACCAGCGAGAUGCUCAUCCUGUGCUUCGGGCUGCACCUGUCCAUCGCCAGUCGGAAUGCCAACACGCAGUUUCGGGAACGGCAAUUUCUGGUGACCGCCCUGACGCUGGAGUUCCUGGUCUCGUCCAGCUUCUACUUUCUGCGCUUUGUCUACCUGCCGGAAAUGAGUCCCAGCGCCAUUCUGCUGGCCCUCUUCAUCCGCUCCCAGCUGACGAACAGCUUCGCCUUGGGUCUGAUUUUUGUGCCAAAGCUGUGGUAUCAGCACAAGCAGGUUCGUUCGCUAGCGUAUGAUCUAUCAAUACGUUUACCUGUGGAUGCUUUCAAGGGUACGUCACACGACGCCGGCCAGCGGCUGGGCGGAGGAUAUGCCGGGCUCUGUCUGGGCGAUCCGGACAUCGGGGAGCUGACCAUAUCCGAAAUGAGUCCCGAGGACAUACGCGCCGAACUUAAAAGACUGUACACUCAACUGGAGAUUAUGAAGAACAAGACUCUGAGGCAGGACAAUCCGCACAUCAGUAAGCGACGUGGCGGACGGAAGGCGGGUCACCGUCGCUUCUCCCUGCAGAAAAAGGGCAGCAAGGAUAAGGCUUUAAGUGCCAAACACCGCAGCAACAAGCAUCAUCAGGACAUCGAGAUCACCGAGGCGGAACCUUCACGAACGCCCGAGGACUCCGUUUGCAGUGCCGAAGGACCCACGGACACCUAUGCGGAAAUAUCGGGCGUAUCCCACUCAAUGCUCUCCCACUCGAUGGUCUCCCACUCCGUUGUCUCGCACUCAAAGUAGGGAACCCAAACUAAGGCGUUCCGAUCGCAGGAUC
Drosophila elegans is the source of this 5085-nucleotide messenger RNA. RefSeq names its product probable G-protein coupled receptor 158 (gene smog). The transcript is spliced from 14 exons. The coding region runs from base 2178 to 5051 and encodes 957 amino acids. The record is from RefSeq and is a predicted model, not a curated record. Gene Ontology annotation, cellular component: membrane. Gene Ontology annotation, biological process: G protein-coupled receptor signaling pathway. Gene Ontology annotation, molecular function: G protein-coupled receptor activity. Lineage: Eukaryota; Metazoa; Arthropoda; Insecta; Diptera; Drosophilidae.